GAUGGGAAAAGGGAGGGGGUUAAAUGCUAAUGAUAUUAAUGAACCUCCAAGCGGCUCCCGAAGAAAAUGCAGGCACUCUUGAGGCUGAGUUAGAGUGUGAAUACAGGAGUGUGGUUCUGUGUGUGCAUGAUGGUGACGACGGUGCUGCUCUUAGUGCCAGACAAAUUCAUGGAAGAAACUGGGUGGCCGUGUGUUUGAGUCUGAUGGGGCGCGUUGGAUGUGGUCAAGUGAGUUGGUCCCUUCUUGGUCACGCGCCCCUUCUGCUGGGUAAAACUUGGAUCUGGCCCGAGGUGAGUAAUUAUUCAUUUGUAACUAUCUAUGGAAAGUUAAAGCUAAGGACGCCGUUUGGGAACUUGGGGCUGGGAUGGCGUCUGCCGGAGGCUUCGAGCUCCUUAGGCCUUCGCACUGUCCGCUUGGGCACCAGCCGCGGGGAGGGUGCCGCCCGCUUCCCAGAGCAGAGUCCCUACGGAGCCGGGAGAAACUCCUGUUACCUCCACUAUCUGCACUGGGGUGGCUGGAAGGCAAAGCUUUUUCUCCUGCGGCUUGUUCCCCGUGGGCUCUGCUGGCUCCCUCUCUCCAGGCCAAAGGAUUGUGAAGCGCUCCUUCGCCUCAGCAAGCUUCUCCCAUCCCCGCCUGCGGGGAAUUCCUGUGCUUCUCGCGUCCUGGUCCCUGUGCCGCGCUGGGAGAGCGCACGCCAGAGCAGCCGGAAGCAGGACAAGAAAACAACAUUUUUGACAGCCAAGUUGGGCAGACGCUUGAGCAGAGCUAGUCCCGCCGGCGACACAGCGCACACUGGAACCCAGUACUCAGAGAGGGAAGUUAUUUCCCGGCGGAGUUUCAGACUCAGUUACCGCUGAGCCACCGGGCAUUCUGGUUCCCGCCAGAAACCCAGUUGCCGCCGUCACCGCCACCAUCAUCACGUGGAUGCAGAGGGUGGGUGGGGGUUAAAGACAAAGAGCUUCAAGAGUCCAAGUAACUUAUCUGGAGCGAAGAAGAAGGCCGGAGUCACAGUAGACCUUGGCCUGUCUCGCGGGAAACAUUUAGGAGUCUGUGGUGAAAAGGAAAUCUAGAAGUCGCUUCGCGGGUGCAGGGGCUUGCAGGUAGGAGGACUGUGGCUGUUGAGGGGUCCAAACUACACCUGGCCAUACUCCCCCACACUUUUACCCUGCUGGUGUAUUUGUAGGCAUCAAAACUUUGGGGAAAUACUUUUGAGGCUCACCAAAUUGUUUCAAAAUCAAAAUGGGAACGUUCCUCUUUCUCCUGAUACCAGCCCCUAAUCAAGCAGAAUGUCAAUAAGUCCACUGAAUAGAAACACAGAGGCGCAUGCGCGAGCGCAAACACACACACACACACACACACACACACACACACACACACCAGCCCUGGCAAAAGGCGCAUACACACACCCUCAGCAUGUUCCUACUGCGUUCUGCCCUCCCAGCUGUAAUUAUCCUCGCGCUUUGCAUAAAUCACAAUGCAGUUCUGAAAUCAUCAUGAUGACUUUCUGGCAUGAUCGGUUUGGUGGCAAUGGCAGCGACAAGAUCCAGGGUAGGCGGGAGGGGCUGGCGCUUGGAACCCACCAGGUCCAGGAGGGGCCUUGAGCCAGAGUGCUGGCCUGCUUCCGCUCCCUUGAUGAGAACUGUUGCCGGCCACAGGGAACUGGGAUCUAAGGUGUAGAGACCUGGGGGGUUGGAGUAGACCCCCAGGGUCUACAGCCUGUGCAAGGCAGGGACUGUAACUUUUUAUCCUCCCACCUGCAGGCUCCAGUACACUGCUUGCAUAAAUGGUGGGGGAAUGAAUGAAGGAGGAACGUCCCCUGCAGAUUUCUCAAGAAGCUUUUGGAAGCCUAGUAAGGCCAAGCUGACUGGAAGCCAGAAGGUGGGGGUUCAGAUUCUGUCCCAACUAGCUGUGUAAAUCUGGGCAAGUGACUAGACCUCUCUGGGUGCCAGAUCCUUAUAUGUAAGAGGACUGUGCCCUGUUCAACCUUAACUUUCAAAGAUUUUUCUUGUGAGUCCACUAAGAAAAAUGGUUGAUAAGCAACCAAUGCUGCCUAUCUCAGAUAUAUACCUUUUGACAGAGGCAAGAUCUUCAGUUAAUAGCAGCGAUUUUCAACUGGUGUGCCACAAGAAUUUUCAAUAUAUGCAGUGCCUGACUAUUUCAGUCAGGGGCAUUGACCUCUUUGCCCUUAGAUUGUCAAAUUAAAAA
This is a messenger RNA of Phyllostomus discolor (pale spear-nosed bat), 2205 nucleotides long. RefSeq lists its product as uncharacterized. The transcript has 3 exons. Bases 24 to 857 code for a protein of 277 amino acids. NCBI's taxonomy places the organism in Eukaryota, Metazoa, Chordata, Mammalia, Chiroptera, Phyllostomidae. The record is from RefSeq and is a predicted model, not a curated record.